Pseudocercospora fijiensis CIRAD86 is the source of this 567-nucleotide messenger RNA. RefSeq lists its product as uncharacterized. The transcript has 2 exons. The coding region runs from base 1 to 567 and encodes 188 amino acids. Lineage: Eukaryota; Fungi; Ascomycota; Dothideomycetes; Mycosphaerellales; Mycosphaerellaceae. Gene Ontology annotation, molecular function: acyltransferase activity, transferring groups other than amino-acyl groups. The record is from RefSeq and is a predicted model, not a curated record.
AUGGCCCAUAUCCGCCUCUACCACCCCACAGACCUUCCCUCCUGCAUUCAAAUCUUCCAAGAAACCGCCGACUCAUCUCUCAACACCCCCAACCUCUUAACUCUCGGCUCCUACCUCUGGUGCCGCCCCUACCUCACACUCUCCCCCCCAAAAAGUUUCGUGCUAGACAGCGGAUCCGGAAAAGCAGUAGGCUACUGUAUCGCAACAUCGAACACCCGAUCCUUUGCCCGAAAUUGGAGAAAAGAAUACCUGGCCUCCCUGACAUCCUCCAAAGACGAACAUGAUCCAAUCAUCUUCUCCUCUCCCUCAGAAGCGUUUCCGGGACAUUUGCAUAUUGAUAUUUUGCCUGAGUUUCAAGGACAGGGGUGGGGUGGGAAGAUAAUUGAGAAGUUGUUGGGGACUUUGAAGGAGGAAGGGUGUGUUGGAGUGCAUAUGGGUGUUGUGGCGAGCAAUCAUAGGGCGUUGGGGUUUUAUGAGAGGCUGGGAUUCGAGAGGUGUAAAGAUGUUAGUGAGAGCGGAGAGGUUGGGAGGAAAGGUGGUGCUGUGAUUAUGGUGAAAGAGCUCUGA